GACCGGAUUCCUUCCCCCGCAUGCCGGGCUCCGCUUCUCUUGUGUCUCUUCUGCGGGGAUGGAUGAAGUCCUCCCUUGGCCUGCCUUGCAAGGCUGUUGUUUGUAGGACGGAAGGAGCAGAUGAUCGCCCUUCCUUUCCCGGUUCUGCGACCUAUUUUAGAACUCGCAGCCAUGUCUCCGAAGAGGAAGAUGCCCGGGCCGGUCACGUCCACAUCUGACAGCUUAAAGGGAGGCAGAAAAUCGGACCACACUGGCACAGAGGCCUUCUCUGCAAAGAAGUUCAAAUCUUUGGAUGAUCCUCCAACCCAGAGCUUGGCCGAGACGGUGAAGGAAACCCGUUUGAGCGUGGCGACGUCGGUCGUGGAGUUCCCGUACAACAAGAAACGCGUCCGGUUGAUCUCUCUGGUUCCUGAUCUCAAGGAGGGGGCUCGGGGGAUCUUGUACUGGAUGUCUCGCGAUCAGAGAGUUCAAGAUAAUUGGGCCUUCCUGUACGCCCAGCGCCUGGCCUUAAAACAGCGCCUGCCGCUCCACGUCUGCUUCUGCCUGGUGCCCAAAUUCCUGGAUGCCACCAUUCGCCAUUUCGGUUUUUUGCUCAGAGGCCUGGAGGAAGUUGCUGAGGAGUGUCAGGUGCUCGACAUCCCUUUCCACUUGCUGGUCGGUUUCGCGAAAGACACGCUGCCUCGCUUUGUGACCCAACACGGCAUCGGCGGAGUGGUGACAGAUUUCUCCCCGCUCCGCGUUCCCAUGCAGUGGGUUCGAGACAUCCAGGAACGGCUGCCCAGCGAUGUGCCCCUUGCUCAGGUGGACGCCCACAAUAUUGUCCCGUGCUGGGUUGCCUCGGGGAAGCAGGAAUACGGAGCCAGGACAAUUCGGAGGAAGAUCCAUGACCGACUGGCUGAAUUCCUGACCGAAUUUCCGCCUGUCGUCAAGCACCCGUUCCCGUCUGAGCUUCAGGCAGAGCCCAUCAGCUGGGAGGCCUGUUAUUCCAGCUUGCAGGUGGAUCGCUCCGUCAAGGAGGUGGAAUGGGCCAAGCCGGGAACUUCCUCUGGCUUCAAGGUGCUGGAAGAGUUUGUGAAGGACAGGCUGAAGUUCUUCGGUUCGGACCGAAACAACCCCAACCGGCCAGCCCUCAGCAACCUCUCGCCCUGGUUCCACUUUGGUCAGGUGGCUGUGCAACGAGCCAUUUUGGAGGUGCGCAAAUAUCGCACCAAGUACAAAGAAUCCGUGGAAGGUUUCAUCGAGGAGGCCGUGGUGCGUCGGGAACUGGCGGACAACUUCUGUUUCUUCAACCCCAACUACGACAAGGUUGAAGGUGCUUACGACUGGGCGAAGACCACACUGAAGCUCCAUGCCAAGGACAAGAGGCCUUACCUGUACACGCUGGAGCAAUUGGAAGAAGGGAAGACACACGACCCCCUGUGGAACGCGGCGCAGCUCCAGAUGGUCCACGAAGGGAAAAUGCACGGCUUCCUGCGGAUGUAUUGGGCCAAGAAGAUCUUGGAGUGGACCAAGUCACCCGAGGAGGCCCUGCAGUUUAGCAUCUACCUGAAUGACCGCUACGAAUUGGACGGCCGAGACCCCAACGGAUAUGUAGGCUGCAUGUGGUCCAUCUGCGGGAUCCACGAUCAAGGCUGGGCGGAACGGGCCGUCUUUGGCAAGAUCCGCUACAUGAAUUAUGCCGGUUGCAAGAGGAAGUUUGAUGUCGCCCAGUUUGAGCGCAAAUACAGUCCUCGACGCUUCACCAAGUAGCCUCGGCGGAAGGCCACCAUCAACGCUGGUGGACAGGUGCUUCUCCCCUCAUAAGGAAUAAUAAAGACACUCACUGCUGCAGAACAAAACAAGCUUCACCUACUGAUUGAGACCCCAGGCUAGAAACCAGGAGAGGGUGUAGACAUGAAAGCCGGAUGGGUGACUGGACCAAUCACUAGGAGAGGGCGAAUUCUAGUUUUUCAGCCAAUCACUGGGAGACUAUGAGUUCUAGUCCCGCCUUAGGCAUAAAAGGUGGUGGGUCACCAGGAGAUGGCGAGUUCUAGUCCCGCCUUAGGCAUUAAAGGUGGUGGGUCACCAGGGGAUGGCGAGUUCUAGUCCCGCCUUAGGCAUUAAAGGUGGUGGGUCACCAGGGGAUGGCGAGUUCUAGUCCCGCCUUAGGCAUUAAAGGUGGUGGGUCACCAAGGGAUGGUGAGUUCUAGUCCUGCCUUAGGCAUUAAAGGUGGUGGGUCACCAGGGGAUGGCGAGUUCUAGUCCUGCCUUAGGCAUUAAAGGUGGUGGGUCACCAGGGGAUGGUGAGUUCUAGUCCUGCCUUAGGCAUUAAAGGUGGUGGGUCACCAGGGGAUGGCGAGUUCUAGUCCCGCCUUAGGCAUUAAAGGUGGUGGGUCAGCAGGGGAUGGUGAGUUCUAGUCCUGCCUUAGGCAUUGAAGGUGGUGGGUCACCAGGAGAUGGUGAGUUCUAGUCCCGCCUUAGGCAUUGAAGGUGGUGGGUCACCAGGAGAUGGUGAGUUCUAGUCCCGCCUUAGGCAUUAAAGGUGGUGGGUCACCAGGGGAUGGCGAGUUCUAGUCCCGCCUUAGGCAUUAAAGGUGGUGGUCACCAGGAGAUGGCGAGUUCUAGUCCUGCCUUAGGCAUUAAAGGUGGUGGGUCACCAGGGGAUGGCGAGUUCUAGUCCUGCCUUAGGCAUUAAAGGUGGUGGGUCACCAGGAGAUGGUGAGUUCUAGUCCCGCCUUAGGCAUUGAAGGUGGUGGGUCACCAGGAGAUGGUGAGUUCUAAUCCCGCCUUAGGCUGGGUGACCUUGGGCCAAUCACCAGAAGACUGUGUGAUCACAGCCAAGAUCAGAGCAUCAAGGACUCCAUAGUCGUCCCCUUCCUCCUCCUUUCCACAAACUCCUCUCCCUUCUAGCACUGAUAUUGUUACCUAGAUUGGUAAUAAAACGUCUGCAAGCAAACAAGUGAGCUCAGAGAGCACCAGAGACCCCACAGCCCCCCUCAUCUCUUCUUCAUCUUAUUCUCUGCAUACUCCACUCCCUCCUAGUUCUGAUGAUGUUAGCUAGUUGGGUCAUGAAACGUCUGCAACAAAACCAGCCAGCACAGAGAACAUCAAAGACUCCACAGUUCAAUCCCGAGCUACAAAUAUUCUCUUCUAUCCAUUUACUGAAUAUAAUCUUUCUUGGGGAAACUGCUUCGUUAAACAGGGGGGGCAAGGCGGAGAAAUGACUGAAUAUAUGUAGUCCUCGACUUAUGACCACAAUUGAGCGUAAUAUUUAUGUUGCUGUGCGAGACAUUUUGAGUUUUGUCCCAUUUUACAAUUUUUCUUGCCACUGUUGUUAAGUGAAUCACUGCAGUUGUUAAAUUAGUAAAACGGUUGUUAAGUGAAUCUGGUUUCCCCACUGACUUUGCUUGUAAGGUCACAAAAUGGGAUCACGUGACAC
This is a messenger RNA of Ahaetulla prasina, 3418 nucleotides long. RefSeq names its product deoxyribodipyrimidine photo-lyase-like. The coding region runs from base 121 to 1749 and encodes 542 amino acids. Gene Ontology annotation, molecular function: deoxyribodipyrimidine photo-lyase activity. The transcript has 10 exons. Gene Ontology annotation, biological process: photoreactive repair. The record is from RefSeq and is a predicted model, not a curated record. NCBI's taxonomy places the organism in Eukaryota, Metazoa, Chordata, Lepidosauria, Squamata, Colubridae.